AUGUCGAAAGUCGUACGAUUGACGAUGUUCAAACUCUCGGAUGCCGCUGUCAUUACAGAAACAAUCCAUAGAUAUUCUUCCCUGACUCAGGACGCCCUGAAGGACGGUAAACCGUACAUUAAGCAAGCAACGGCUCAUCAGCCGCACGACGACCCUAGGAGCCAGGGCUACACGCUUGUCGCCCGCACGGUCUUCGACUCGAAAGCGGACAUGGACUACUACGAUAAUGAGUGUGAGGCGCAUGCAGCCAUCAAAUCCUUUGUCAAGCCGAAGGCUGGAGGGCCGCCGCUUGUGGUCUACAUGGACGCAUGA
Molecule: messenger RNA, 312 nt
Organism: Boeremia exigua
Lineage: Eukaryota; Fungi; Ascomycota; Dothideomycetes; Pleosporales; Didymellaceae
Exons: 2
Coding region: 1-312 (103 amino acids)
Source: RefSeq, a predicted model, not a curated record